AUGUGGGGGAUUACUGAGAUUUUUAUAGCUCUAGUAGUGUCUCUCUUGACUUUGCAGUUCCUCAAGCUGCAAUGGAUGCGUACCCAGCUUCCUCCAGGACCAGUUCCCCUCCCCAUCAUUGGAAAUUUGUGGCUGCUGGACUUCAAACUACGCCGAGAAACUCUCAGCAAGUUAACCAACGUGUACGGGAACAUCUACACACUGUGGAUGGGACAGACGCCUCUGGUUGUGCUGAAUGGAUACAAAGCAGUAAAAGAUGGCAUCAUCACCCACUCAGAGGAAGUUUCUGGAAGACCCCUCACCCCUUUCUACAGGGAUAUGAUGGGUGAGAAAGGUAUUUUCCUGACAAAUGGUUACACCUGGAAGCAGCAGAGACGCUUUGGCAUGACAAUUAUAAGAAGCCUGGCACUUGGUAAGAACAAUUUGGAGCAUCAAAUUCAAACAGAGGCCUGUCGCCUUGUGGAUAUCUUCACAAAUACAAAAGGCAAACCUUUUGACCCCCACACUUCCAUCGUCCAUGCAAUUGCAAAUAUCAUUUGUGCUGUUGUUUUUGGUCAUUGCUUCUCCAGUGAGGAUGAAUCUUUCAGCAAACUCAUCAAAGCUAUUUAUUCUGUGAUCUACUUUCAAGGUACUAUCUGGGGCAGGCUGUAUGAUGCUUUCCCAUGGCUCAUGCACCAUCUCCCAGGGCCUCAUCAGGAGGUGUUUGCAUACAAUGACUUCAUGCACAGAUUAGUCAUGAAGGAGGUUCAGGCUCAUGAAAGACAAAACACAGGUGAUCCACAGGAUUUCAUUGACUUCUACCUGGCUCAAAUAACAAAAACAAAGGACGACCCUACUUCAACAUUCAAUAAAGAAAAUAUGGUUCAGACAGUGGUUGAUCUUUUGCUGGGAGGGACGGAAACAACAAGCACCACCCUUCUCUGGGCACUGCUCUACAUGGUACAAUACCCAGAAAUACAAGAAAAGGUUCAAAGAGAGAUAGGGGCUGUUCUGGAACCCUCCCAUGUCGUCAGCUAUGAAGACCGUAAGAAGCUGCCCUACACCAACGCUGUGAUUCACGAGGCUUUGCGCUACAGCAACGUCACCUCUGUCGGGGUCCCUCGACAGUGCCUGAGGAGCACAACUCUGCUGGGUUUUCACAUUAAAAAGGGCACGCUUGUAUUGCCAAAUCUGCACUCUGUGGUCUAUGACACUGAGCACUGGGCAACCCCUUGGAAGUUCAACCCAGAUCAUUUCCUAGAUAUGGAUGGCAACUUUGUGAACAAAGAGGCAUUCUUACCUUUCUCAGCAGGGCACCGUGUAUGUUUGGGGGAACGGAUGGCAAGAAUUGAAUUGUUCAUCUUCUUUACCAGUCUCCUUCGGGCAUUUACAUUCCAGCUCCCUGAGGGGGUGAAGGAAAUCAAUCUGGAGUAUAUUUUGGGUGCAAUACUGCAGCCACAUCCAUAUAAACUCUGUGCUAUUCCACGCUAA
Messenger RNA from Lonchura striata (white-rumped munia), 1470 nucleotides. Its product is annotated as cytochrome P450 2J2. Lineage: Eukaryota; Metazoa; Chordata; Aves; Passeriformes; Estrildidae. Gene Ontology annotation, biological process: xenobiotic metabolic process. Gene Ontology annotation, cellular component: intracellular membrane-bounded organelle; cytoplasm. Gene Ontology annotation, molecular function: heme binding; iron ion binding; oxidoreductase activity, acting on paired donors, with incorporation or reduction of molecular oxygen, reduced flavin or flavoprotein as one donor, and incorporation of one atom of oxygen. The record is from RefSeq and is a predicted model, not a curated record.